CGCGCGCGUGCGUGUGUGUGUGCGCGUGUGCGUGCGUGCGUGUGUGUGACGGGAAGGAGACCCGCCUGCCCGCGACGCGCAACAGUGGAGCGCAGUGUGCUGGGCGCCGCACGGCGAGUGGCAUACGAAUCGGGGGCGCCGCUCAAUGGGCUGCGCGCUCGUCUCACGCCACUCAAAGCCACGCCGUCUAGACAAGUUGUCGCUGCGCGGAGCCACACGUUGCCAUGGCGUUUUAAAUGCAUCUGCCGUGAAUCUGGCCCGCUUAUAUUAGCCGGAGCGGGAGGAUUGCCUGCGAGUGAGUGAGAGAGAAGGCGGCUCCAAUAACGAACGCGGGACCUCCGCCGCCUCGUGGGUUUUUGGUGUGCGGGGCCGCUGCAACCGCACGGAGACAUCCCAUCCCGUUCUAUUAAAAGCAGCGGGCUCCGUACGGGACUGAGCUAUUUGUGAACGCGAUUCAAUUUGGUGGACUCGCGUAUGCCGAACAAAUGGAGCAGUCGCAGUGUUUGUUUGUGGCCUGCUUCUUUUUAUUCUUCAUGAGGAAUCACCAAGGACUGUGCCAGCAUUACUUUCAUCUGCGGCCGGUCCCGAGUGAAAACCUCCCUGUUAUAGAUUUGGUGGAAGACCCGGACCCGGAGCUCGACCCCAAGGCCAAGGACUUGGACGAGAGGGCGCUCCUCAAGAAGCUUGGCAGCAACUUCGACCACAACUUCAUGUCCAUCGCGACGCCCGAGUCCGAGAGGCAGCCGGGAGGCGAGUCGACAACCACAACCACCACCACCACCGCAGCCGUGACCGCCGCGGACAGGAAGCCAAAGCCCACGGGGCCCAUACCCAGCGACAUCAAGAGGCUCGACCUCACGGAGACGCUGUACGGCCAGAAGCUGAAGCUGGGCAAGCGAGCGCGCCGCAAGUUCCUGCAGUGGCUGUGGGCGCACACCGCCUGCCCCGUGGUGUACUCCUGGAAGGAGCUCAACGUCCGCUUCUGGCCCCGCUACAUCAAGGAAGGGAGCUGCUACAGCGCCCGCUCGUGCUCCGUCCCCGAGGGCAUGGUGUGCAAGCCGGUCAAGUUCAGCAACAAGACGUUCCUGCGAUGGCACUGCCAGGGAUGGGGCCGGCAAAGGUUCUGCACGUGGAUUCCUAUACAAUAUCCCGUCCUCACCGAGUGCAAAUGCUCGUGCUGAUGGGGGGACAUCUGGGGACGCGUGGUUUUUUUGUACGGGUGAUUUCGCACUUGCCGUCGCUGCGGGUUGAGGCCGAGCGGAUAUCUCUGCGGUUGCCGAGGAGCCGAGACGUCCCGGAGAGCUCUGGAGGGCUGAUGGUGAAGGGGGGGGGAGAGACCGAAGACUACGGAGGAGGCGGCGGCGCCUCUACGGGACCUCACGCGCGCGCGCACUCGCGCGUGCGCGCGCGCGCACCCGCGCGUACUCAGUUGCUAUGACAUUCGUGUCCGGAGAGGAUACGCGUGGAUGUGUGCAUCGAUAUCUCCCCGUGGCAGGGAGGGAGAGAGAGAGUGCGCGCGCACAAGGGUGGAGGAUGUCAUCGAUGUUGGGAUGGAACUUAACACAAAAAAACAAGGUGGAAGAAGGAGAUGAUGAUGAUGACUACGACGAUCGACGACGAAAGGAGAGCAAGAAUAAGAAGAAAGGCAAUGAAUUGGAGCAAAACGACAAAGCUAAUAAGUAAAGAGACUGAUGUGAUGUGUUAAAAGACAACAUAACUUCUGCUGCUUGGCGGAGUAAGGCAUCUGGCCUGGAUGCGAUUCGAGAUAAUUACGUGUAGCCUUGUACACUAGGUGAUGUCGUUUCGUUAUUUUUCUAAAUAUACAGUAUAAACGAAACGAACAUUGGACACAUAUCUCCCACGUGGUAUAUAUGUACAUAUAUACCGUAUUGUUUGCUAGUCACAUCAUAUUUUGUUACCUUGCAAAAAAUACCGAUGAUAAUAAUAUUAAGUAAAAGAAGGAAACUGACGUUAAUAAGAGAUAAUGUAAAUGUAAUAUGUUAUAUUUAUUUAUCGAUUUAUUUGCCUAGAUGUUUAAUUUUUUUCGAAAUGUAAAGGUAAUGUGAAAUAUGCAAAUAUUCUUCCAUAAAGUCACCUCCGCUAUACUCACGCAAGUCUCGUGUCUCGUGUGCAGCGCGCGUCUCAGCAUUAACGCGACCAUAUAUAGCCGGCUUAGACCAUUAAUUGGGAACUAAAAUAACACCCCCCUUAACCAUGAGUGCUCCGCUUGCAAAUCACCAUGAGGCGAGGUUAAACAUCGCUAACUGCUGCGCUCUGUGUGCAAUAUUAAACACAAGGUCGGUUGAAAUCCACGUCGUUUUGAGCUUUGUUGCGGUCGAUUCAUCAUCACCAACAUCAAUCCGUCGCUUUGCAAAGUUUUGAGUGCUGCGUCCCUUAACGCUCAACAAAACGCUUCAAUUCCUAACUCAAGGGAGACACCUCUAGGCGGCCCGCGAAAGCAUUGCGCGCGUUCCUCGAGAAGUGUGGAAUCCUUGGCAUUUCAGACGAGGAGUUGGUUGCCUUCAAGUUAUGUGCUCACGCACGCACGCACGGGUGUCGCUAAAGGCAAAUCAUAGCAACGAUCGUUCUCGCUUAGCUCCCCGGUGCUGAACCUCGCUCACGAUGUAACCUGUGAUUGUCAUUGGUUGUUACCGCUGUGGGGGAAAUGCGCUUCGCACACAACGCAGCAUCUUCAUAUUCUGAAAAUGCGUAAAACUCUUCGAUAGGGUCGGCGGGCAUCAUUAUUGGUUGCGCAACAACAACAACAACUAAAGCAAAACAUCACCAGUGGCGCGACUGCGUUUUUUUAUAUUUCACAGCGCCCCGGUUUUUGUCUGCCAAUGGACGCUCUUUAUUGCUUACUUGCAGGCUUUUUUGUUCGCAUAAUUGAGACAGCCGGUCAGGGUUUCCAGGACGUUGUAAACGAUACGCGUUUUCUUCAUUUUUUUGUUGCGUUAACCUCCGCGAAAUUGACCACAGGGCGCGUUACAAACCACCCUCGUGAUUCGCAACGUAAACGCGACGAGCUGUCAAGCAUUGCUUCGGAUUGCCGCGGCCCCCCCCCGUUACGUGCGGGUGCUAUUCGUCAAAAAGAGGGACAAAUUUUCCGCGCGCUUGAGCCGUGAUUAUGUUAACGGGGCGCAGAUUCGCGGCACGGCCCGGAAAAGACACGUGGCGAGCGAACGGCGCGCGGAGCGGGCUCAUUCCGUUCGUAAUUUCAUAUUCCGAGGACAAAUGUUUGGCAGAGGUCGUGAACCGACAAAUGCAAAGGGGGAGAAAGAAACGUGGGAGACAAUCCACAGGCAGUAACGAGGACACAAUUUGGUUAACAUCUUGGAAGAGAGUGUGUGUGUGUGCUUUUUUGUCUGUCUGGCUCCACGUAUCUGAAUUAUAGCCCAACAUUGAUGUUAACAAGUCAGUAAAUUUAAAUCUGCAGAGCAAAAUGUGGCCUUCCGGAUUGGUCUAUGCGGGCAGCAAUGGACAAUGUGAUCCCUAUUCACAAGCAGCACAGCCAAUACGCCAAAUGUAAAGUAAGACUAUAAUCGCGCCACUGUGAAAAUAGCCUGCACGUGGUGUCAUGUUUUUUAUUAUUAUAAUUAUUUAUGUAUUUAAUUAGUCAAUUGUUUAUGUAUUUAUUGAACGAAAGUUAACUAUGUUUAUUGAAACGUGGGUAUAUAACGGUGCUUCGAUGUUGUUCUACAAAAAUAGAUGGACUAUUUAAAAUAUUUUGCAAAAACAAAAUUGGCAAUGCAUAAGAAAAAACAAUGGUUUGUUUCACGUUUCUGCCACACAGAUGUGUCGUUCUAAAUAAAGUGCACGC
Molecule: messenger RNA, 3820 nt
Organism: Petromyzon marinus (sea lamprey)
Lineage: Eukaryota; Metazoa; Chordata; Hyperoartia; Petromyzontiformes; Petromyzontidae
Product: noggin-2-like
Biological process (GO): negative regulation of cell differentiation; dorsal/ventral pattern formation; osteoblast differentiation
Source: RefSeq, a predicted model, not a curated record